This is a messenger RNA of Lytechinus variegatus (green sea urchin), 4891 nucleotides long. RefSeq names its product nuclear pore complex protein Nup155-like. Gene Ontology annotation, cellular component: nuclear pore; nuclear pore inner ring. The record is from RefSeq and is a predicted model, not a curated record. Gene Ontology annotation, molecular function: structural constituent of nuclear pore. The coding region runs from base 113 to 4318 and encodes 1401 amino acids. Lineage: Eukaryota; Metazoa; Echinodermata; Echinoidea; Temnopleuroida; Toxopneustidae. Gene Ontology annotation, biological process: RNA export from nucleus; protein import into nucleus; protein localization to nuclear inner membrane. The transcript has 34 exons.
GAGUGAAAGACACCAUAAGCUUAACGUCGCGUGCACGUUAGCGCCAAUUUUCUAAAAAUAAUUUUGAUUUUGCACGUUACUUUGUAUCGGAAGGACCUUCGAAAUUCAAACUAUGGCGGGUGUACCGCAGAAUGUUCAGUCAAUGGAGGCAUCUCUGCAGGAAGCCGGUGGUCAUGUGGACAUCUUUCUCAAUAAGGAUAAAGGUUUUCCAGCCCUGGAGGACCUCAUAUCUGCUGCCAGGACAGGUCCGGCUACGAUGAGCGGUACAACGGACAAUGAUUUUCCUUCAUUAGCGGCGCCCUCUAUUGGUCUUGCUGAUCUACCACUCCUUGGACCAACAAAGAAGACCCCUCUGCCUCCAGAGCUUGUGGAACAAUUCGGCCAUAUGCAAUGCUAUUGUAUGAUGGGUGCUUUUCCGGAGAUUAGCAGAGCAUGGCUGAGCAUCGAUACUGAUAUCUUUGUCUGGAAUUAUCAAGAUGGUGGAGACUUGGCUUACUUUGAUGGACUGAGUGAGACCAUCUUAUAUGCUGGCCUUGUGAGACCUAAGCCUAAUAUCUUCAGGCCUCAUAUCCGCUUCCUCAUGUGUAUCGCAACAACGGUGGAGAUCGUAUUGCUUGGUGUAAGCUUUACACGACCAAGAGAAGACAUUGAUCCAGAUGAUUUUGCUCAGAGUGAGAUGCACCUUAUUCCGGAACCUCUCUUUGCCAUUCCAUCUGACAACUCGCACAUCACCAAUAUCCAUGGCACCAAAGAUGGACGUAUCUUCAUGGCUAGCAAAGAUGGCUGCCUCUAUGAGCUUGUCUAUCAGGCACAGGACGGUUGGUUCAGCCGUAAAUGUCGUAAGGUCAACCAUUCAAGUGGCGUCCUUUCCUACCUCAUACCCAGCAUGCUCCAGUUUUCUGACAAAGAUCCAAUGGUUCAAAUUGCUCUCGAUGAAAGCCGUCACAUCCUGUAUACCCGCUCAGAACAAGGCACCCUAUCUGUCUAUGAUAUGGGUUCAGACGGCAAGGACAUGAAAAGGAUUACAAGCAUCUACUAUAGCAGUAUCCUACGCGAGACCAUCGCUGCGGCAAAGACUAUUGAUAGGUCACAUUUCAAGCAGCUAGUGCACAUAUCAGCAGUCACAAGUCAUGAAUCAUCGUAUAUACAUCUGGUUGGAGUAACUCACUCUGGCAUCAGACUAUAUUUCUCCACCACCCGAGGGCAGUAUGGUGACGUCAGCAAGCAGCGACCAUCUACCCUGUCCUUGGUUCACGUUAGGCUUCCCCCAGGCUUUACAGCGAACAUGUCUUCAGUCCGACCUAGCAACGUACAUGUAGCCUACUACAGCAAAGGUUGUUUGAUGUUAUGUGCAUCACAGAACGAAGAUAGCGACCGUCUUUGGUGUCUAAGCCACGAUGCUAUGCCAUUCCAACAGACGCUUAUGGAAACACAGGUAUCACACCAAGUAGACAGUAGGACCUGGUUUAUCUGCGAGAUUCCGUCUGAGGACCACAUCACUAGGAGAGAAGUACCCUCCAUCUCACUCUCUCCAUCCAAGUUCAGACCAAUCUCCUCCCCAUCAUCGCCCUCAUCCUCUAUUCCUGAUCCUCCCACUGUGGUGCAGCAGCAUGCCUUGCCAGCUCCCAGAUACGUCCUCCUCAGCUCACAGGGAAGUAUUAUCAUCUCGAGACUGAGGCCGGUUGAUCAAUUGAGGCAGCUUAUGCUGAACAACAUGGGUCCCAAAUGCCCAGCUGUGGAAAACUUCUUCAAAUUGCACAAGGAGGACCAGGCCUGUGCUACUUGUCUGAUCUUGGCCUGUUCCACUGCUUCUAGUGACCAAACCAUUGCUGAUUGGGCUACCCAAGCCUUCUUUCUUCAUGGCGGUGAACCGGGAGGUAUCAUGAUGGACCAGCAGCCUUCCCCAGUGGCCAAUCUCGCUGCCGUCUUCGGAGCCACAACCCCUGUUGUAGGCCAGAGUGGUCACGAUACUACCACCAGACCUUUUGGCAGUCCUGCAGGUGCCACGCCCGGUUCCAUGCGCCCCACGGUCUCCUCGACGCCCUUUCACCAAUCCACUCCUGCCAAUCAACCGCCCGCAGCCAGUCUACCUCGGUAUGCUCAGCUGUCUGGUAAAUUCCAGGGUCUGUGCUUGUACUUCAGCAGAAUUGUCAGGCCUAUGUGGGAGAACCGUCUUGUGAAAGAAAUACCUGUCAUCGGGCACCACCCUGUUAAGAUAUUGAUGUCCUUCAAUGUUGGGAGUCAUGAGCUGAGUUCUGUCCUAGGAGAUAUGAAGGCUUUGAAGAACUUCCUUGAGAAGAACUCCCAGUAUACCAUGAUGGCUGAGAACUUGGCUAUGAACAUGCCUGCGAGCAAUAGCAUGAUGCGAGGAGAUCCUCUCACAUCCGGUGGUCCAGCAUUGCAGAGAGAACAUCUCAGGUUGAGAGCGGAGGCGUAUGCUAAUGAACGGCAGGCCCUGGUGAACCUUCAAAAGUUGGUUAACAUGACGGUCGAGGUACUCGAUAUGCUGAAGCUCCUCUGCUAUCAUCAGUUCCACAUUGUUGCAGCAACACUUUCUCAGAUUGAUCAAGAGGAGUUGAAGAAGAUGACAUUCAGAGAUCUGGUAUUAAGAGGAAAAGAAAUGUGUGGAAGUCUGAUCACAGCGGUCAUCAAUCGAUACAUAGGAGACAACAGCACAACGGAUGCCAUCAGUACUAGGCUAAGAGAGGUUUGCCCGUCACUCUACAGCACCAACGAUGCCAUCUGUACAAAGGCCAACGAGACGUUACAAGCAGCAAAGACAGCUGAAACCAAGUCUGUUGGGGACAGACUACUCAGAGAAUCAUUAGAGCUUUUCAAGAAAGUGAGCCAGCAGCUUAACCUGUCAGCUGUAUGUGCAGAGUACCACGAAGCUCAUUACUACGAUGGAGUGGUAGACCUGUGUUUAUCAGCAGCAGUCAAGAGAGAUCCUCAUAACUUAGCUCUCAUCUUCUACAAGAAUGGCAAGCAACCUGAAGAUGCUCAAGGAAUGGAAGCAUUCUCAGCUAGAUAUGAGUGCUACAAGUCGAUUACGGAUAUCUUGGACCAGUUGCUGACUGCCAGUCAAGCCCAGCCGUCUUCCCCAGGGCUACCCAAUAGACCUGGAGCUCCCCCCAAACCUGAUCCCAACAGACUCUCAACUACAGAUGCAGAGCAUUAUUUGGACGGUAUGAUGCAUCGAUGCCUUGAUUCUGAUGACGAACUCUUCCAUGUUACCCUCUAUGAUUGGCUCGUUAACAAAGGACUCAAGGAACAGCUGCUUGAGAUAUCGUCGCCCUUCGUUGAACCGUACAUCAAAAGAGCCGUGCAUUACAACCCCGAUAGUCUUGAGAUGUUGGAUCUACUUUGGAAGUAUCAUGAGAAAUGUAAGAACUACCCGGCUGCUUCAAGGAUUCUCUGUAAGCUAGCAGAAAGACACAGUACGGAUGUGAAGCUACAGCAUAGGAUAGAGUACCUCUCCCGUGCAGUAAUGUGCAGCAAAAGCAGCAGUCUAAGGACCAGCUCAGCAAGUGAAGGGGAAUUCCUUCAUGAAAUUGAGGAGAAACUUGAGGUUGCUCGUCUUCAAUUACAGGUGUUUGAAGCUAUCUCACAGUCAUGUGACCAUACAGACCAACAUGUACAGAGCGCCCUCUCCAUCCUCAAUUCAGAGUUGGUCGAUAUCACAAGACUGUAUGGUGACUUUGCCAGUGAAUUUGGUCUAUCUAAAUGUAAGCUGGCCAUCGUCCACUGUGCUGGUCACUACGAGGAGGACCUUAUCCAAGACCUGUGGCAAGAAAUUAUUGAUAAAGAAUUGCAUGACAGUGCGGACAAGCUGGCAGCAACACGAAUGACCAUUCUGAGUAAACUACUCAUCAGCCUGGGCAAACUGUACAGCAAUUCAGAGAGAUAUUUUCCAUUGGACUUCUUGGUGUUGUACCUUGAGAAGAAGAGCUGUGAAUUGGAUUGGAAUGAAUCCUGGGUGUUCAAGGCUAUGCUAGAUGUGGGUGUACCUCUUCCAAAACUACACAGUGUCUAUGACAGACACUUCAGAGCCAAGGAUCCAUUCUGGCAGACAUCUCGUAAUCCUCAGCACAUGCUGCGUGUCAUUGCAUCUCUUCUCUCAACAUUCUCUGAUAAUGCUGCUCUUGUACCUGUUCAUGAUAGGCGUCUGUUCAUCAACUCCACACUGGAUGCCAUCGCAAGCUACAAGGUAGAGCUGGAGGCCACUCCUGGGAGACCUCACAUUAUACAGUCCUACCUUGAUAGCUUCACUGACCUACAGAACCGUCUGGACAGGAUGCAAAUCAACAGACCAAGAUAGGGCGCCCUCUUGUGUUUGCCUCACAAUCCUUUCAAAGUGCCUGAUGGGUUUCCUGUGAAUGUCUUAGUAUGGUUAAUCAGCCAAUCCCUCUCAUUGAAAGAUACUAUGGCAGGAUAGAGCACCCUCUUGAGUUAGCCGUACAACCCUAAAUACCUGGUUGAGGGCACUGUAAACAUUCUAGUAUGGUUGAUGUUCCAAUCGCUCUAAUUGAACUAUACUUUGGAAAGGACUUGCAUGUUGCAACCAAUAAAAAUCAGCGGUUCCCGCAGGUGUUCUUUUGCCGAUUUUGGAAAGAAUUUUAAAAAACUUAGCAAGAUGGACAUGUUCCUAGGUACUUUGAUCAUUUUAGUAAAGAAGCAGAGACUUCUGCAAAUCAUCCCUUACAAGGAUUACGAUGUCAAUGAGGCCUUAGUCAGUCAUGAUGGAAUUCCUCUGAUGGAAUCAAAUUCCGAUAAUGUUUACCUCAUUUUUCACACAAUAUUGAAAUUCGAUUUCUAACCUUCUCUGGGGGGAUUAGCAUUCAUAGAUAUGAUUCAGCCCUACAUUCAAUCUUACUUUCUACAAUGAAGAAUG